AUGACCCAACCAAUGUCAAUUCCCUAUCCUAUGAUUGCUGCCUCUAACAAACCACUCCUUGUUCUAAGUGCCCGUCUCACUCGCAUUCAUCUCUCAAAUCACUCAGGCUUCACCUCGGCUGAGAAAAUAGCUAUAAUGGCGCUAAUCAUUCUAUUCUCUCUCUCUCUCUCUCUCUCUCUCUCUCUCUCUCUCUCUCUCUCUUCUUCUCUCUCUUUCAAUCGCUGUUUCUUACUCUCUCCCUCUCUUUCCCUCUCUCUCUUCCCCUCUCUCUCUUCUUCUCUCUCUCUUCCUCUCUCUCUCUCUUCAGUCACUGUUUCUUAUUCUCUACCGCUUUCUCUCUCUUUCCUUCUCUCUCUUCCUCUCUCUCUCUCUUCUCUCUCUUUCAAUCACUGUUUCUUAAUCUCCGACUCUCUUUCCCUCUCUCUUUCCCCCUCUCUCUCUUCCUCUCUCUCUCUUUUCCUCUCUCUCUCUUUUCCUCUCUCUCUUUCAAUCGUUGUUUCUUACUCUCUCCCUCUUUCCUUCUCUCUCUUCCUCUCUCUCUCCUCUCUCUUUCAAUCACUAUUUCUUACUCUCCGUCUCUCUUUCCGUCUCUCUUUCCCCCUCUCACUCUUCCUCUCUCUCUCUCUCUCUCUCUUUUCAUCUCUUUCUCUUUCAAUCACUGUUUCUUACUCUCGCCCUCUAUCUCCCUCUCUCUUUCCUUCUCUCUUUCCCUCUCUAUCUUCCUCUCUCCCUUUUCUUCUCUUUCAAUCACUGUUUCUUACUCUCCUCCUCUCUUUACUUCUCUCUCUUUCCCUCCCUCUCUCUCUUUCCCUCUUUCUCUUUUUUCUUCUCUCUCUUUCAUUCACUAUUUCUUACUCUUUCUCUCUUUUUUUCUUUCGCAACUUUUGUCCAUAUUUCUGUAUCAUUUGUUCGUUACUCUCUUUUCUUUUCUUCUUUCUCCAAUUUUUCUUUCUUGUUGACCCUUCCACCCUCCUUUCUUUCUGCGUAAUAUUUUAUCCGCUCCACUCCCCCCCCUCCUCAUCUCUUUAUUAA
Messenger RNA from Acanthosepion pharaonis, 1032 nucleotides. The record is from the annotation of a GenBank genome assembly. NCBI's taxonomy places the organism in Eukaryota, Metazoa, Mollusca, Cephalopoda, Sepiida, Sepiidae.